Messenger RNA from Jatropha curcas, 1686 nucleotides. Its product is annotated as putative protein phosphatase 2C 63. The record is from RefSeq and is a predicted model, not a curated record. Gene Ontology annotation, biological process: protein dephosphorylation. NCBI's taxonomy places the organism in Eukaryota, Viridiplantae, Streptophyta, Magnoliopsida, Malpighiales, Euphorbiaceae. Gene Ontology annotation, molecular function: protein serine/threonine phosphatase activity; cation binding.
GAGUAGACAGUAAUAAAAGCAACAGGGAGAGAAAGAGUCGUCGUCUCCAUCACGCGGCAUCUCUUUCUUUCUCUCCUUUCCUUUCUUUUCCCACGCACUUUUUCCUCUCUCUAUACACACCAUCGUAGCUAAGAACCUAAACCAGAAACUACUCUCCAAUCAAUAAAUACGAUUCUUAAACCAUAGAAACAUAUAAUCCACCACGAACAAUCGGCGACGAUGUUGCGUUCUUGCUGCAGACCGCUUGAGCGGUGCUUUGUAAGGCGACCGGGCGGUGGCGGUGAUGGGCUUUUGUGGCAUACGGAUUUGAAACAACAUGCCUCUGGUGAUUACUCUAUCGCGGUGGUUCAAGCUAACUCUAAUUUGGAGGAUCAGAGCCAAGUGUAUACAUCUCCUUCUGCAACUUAUGUUGGGGUUUAUGAUGGUCAUGGCGGACCUGAGGCUUCCCGAUUUGUUAAUAAGCAUUUGUUUCCUUUCAUGCAGAAAUUUGCUAAAGAACAAGGGGGAUUAUCACCAGAUGUGAUAAAGAAGGCAUUUAAUGCAACUGAGGAGGAAUUUUGUCGUUUAGUGAAGCGAUCACUACCAAUGAAGCCACAGAUUGCUUCUGUUGGCUCAUGCUGUUUAGUUGGUGCGAUAACAGAUAAUGUAUUAUAUGUUGCAAAUUUAGGGGACUCGAGGGCUGUUCUUGGACGGAGAGUUUAUGAGGAUAAGAAAAAACCUGUAGUAGCUGAGCGAUUAUCAACUGAUCACAAUGUUGCUAUUGAGGAGGUUAGGAAGGAAGUUGAGGCUCUUCAUCCUGAUGAUUCGCAUAUUGUGGUGUAUACUCGUGGAGUUUGGAGGAUUAAGGGCAUAAUUCAGGUGUCAAGGUCUAUUGGGGAUGUUUAUCUGAAGAAACCUGAAUUUAACAGAGACCCAAUUUUUCAGCAAUUUGGAAACCCAGUUCCUUUGAAACGCCCUGUAAUUACAGCAGAGCCUUCAAUAAUCAUUAGAGAACUCUUACCACAGGACAUGUUCCUGAUCUUUGCUUCAGAUGGUCUUUGGGAACAACUAAGUGAUGAAGCAGCUGUAGAUAUUGUUUUCAAAAACCCAAGAGCUGGGAUUGCCAAGAGAUUGGUAAGAGCUGCUCUUCAGGAGGCUGCAAAGAAAAGAGAGAUGAGAUAUGAUGACAUAAAGAAAAUCGAUAAGGGUAUAAGGCGACACUUUCAUGAUGAUAUUACUGUGGUAGUAAUUUAUCUUGAUCACCAAAAAGGCUCCUCAAAUGGAAAAUUGAAGCGCAAGUCAGUCGGCUGCACCAAUGCUCCUGUUGACAUUUUCUCUAGAAAUGCAGACGAAGUACAGAAGGAUCUCUUUCAAACAAUAUCUUGAACAAAGAAAGUCCCUUCUAAAGGGUGACACUGGCUUUCUUGAUUUCUAGGUUAUACAAUGAAUUUGCAUAUUGAUGAUGGACAUUAAGGGAUUGAAACAAGAGGAGUACAGAGUAGUGUAGAUAAGGGUUCUUUUCUUUUCUUUUUUGGGUGGGGGUUGCUGGAAAUUGGGGAGUACAGAAAAUGGCCUUGUGAAGAUCUAACCACAUUUUUUUCUUUCAUUCUGCUACUGAUUUAUUAGUUUUUGAGAGAUUAUAGCUCCAUUUUUACUCUCACUUCAAAUUUCAGAAAUUAUACUUCAUUGACAAUCCAUCAUUUUGUC